Acanthosepion pharaonis is the source of this 714-nucleotide messenger RNA. Lineage: Eukaryota; Metazoa; Mollusca; Cephalopoda; Sepiida; Sepiidae. The record is from the annotation of a GenBank genome assembly.
AUGAGCCACGACCAACAGGAAAUGAAAUAUCUCCUACGUCCACAAUAUAUCUAUCUCUCUCUUGUCUAUCUAUGUAAAUUUAUAUAUCGAUUGAUAUCUAUCUAUCUAUCUAUCUAUCUAUCUAUCUAUCUAUCUAUCUAUCUCACUGUGUCCAUAUCUAUCUAUCUCACUCUGUACAUACAUAUCUAUCUAUCUAUCUAUCUAUCUAUCUAUCUAUCUAUCUAUCUAAUUCUGUUCCUUAUCUAUCUAUCUAUCUAUCUAUCUAUCUAUCUAUCUAUCUAUCUAUCUAUCUAUCUAUCUCAUUGUGUCCAUAUCUUUCUAUCUCACUCUUUUAUCAUCUAUCUAUCUAACUAUCUAUCUAUCUAUCUAUCUAUCUAUCUAUCUAUCUAUCUAUCUAUCUAUCUAUCUAUCUCACUCUGUACGCAUCUAACUACCUAUCUCACUCUGUACAUAUCUAUUUAUCUAUCUGACUUUUUUAUAUUUGUUGUCGCGAGCUUCGAAAAUGUUAAUUAUGACGUCGACGACUGCAUCCAACUCUCAGCCAAUCAGUCAAUAGCGUUUUGGGUUGUCAACCAUGGUCGCCGCUGCUGCUUACGUGCUGAUGCCCGGUGGCAGCUUCGAAAAGCAAGCACACGUAAACAAUCUUUCGUUUUAAUUCUAUCUAUCUAUCUAUCUAUCUAUCUAUCUAUCUAUCUAUCUAUCUAUUUCUUAUGA